Messenger RNA from Adineta steineri, 1380 nucleotides. NCBI's taxonomy places the organism in Eukaryota, Metazoa, Rotifera, Eurotatoria, Adinetida, Adinetidae. The record is from the annotation of a GenBank genome assembly.
AUGCGAUUGCGUCGAGGAACAUUGUUACAAACUAUUCCACCUAUUGAUCCACAUUUACUUCAAUAUAAACAACAUAAUUUAUCAUGGAUCAUGUCGGAGUUUGUUGCUAUUACAGCAGCAGCAGCUGCUCGAAUUAUAUUUGCCAUACAUGGUAUUGCAGCUAUUUGGCGAGUAGCAUUAGUAUAUAAACAAAACAAAUACUGGUUUCAAGCUAUCACACUUUUUGGUAUCCCAGCUGAGUUCUUUGUUACACUUUAUGUUAAUAAUGGUCACGAAUGGAAAUGGUUUUGUCCAUCGGUAUUUUUUUAUUUAUGUACAGUUAUACCGAGUGUAUGGUUUCUUGAACUUGAUCUUGCUGAAAGACGUUCAAAAUUUAAUGUUACACAAGCACUUGGUUUAAUUCCUGUUUCACAAGCAAAUUCUCAUUUUGAUAGUGAUGAUACAUUACCACUUGUUCCAUGGAAAAUUCCAGCUGAAAUGUGGACACAAAUCGUAGAACAAACACUUCUACUUGUUCUUAUUAUUGGACGAUGGUUAUUACCUGUUGGAAAAACAAUGACACGUGAUCAACUUUCUCAAUUAUUACUUGUCUAUAUUGGUACAGCAGCUGAUAUUAUCGAAUUAUUUGAAGCAUUUAAAGAACAUGAUGUUCAAAAAAAUUUAACUAUAAUACAUCUUAUUCUAUCAGCUUGGUCAAUAAGUUUAAUGCAAUUUACACUUGUUGUUACAUCAACUAAAUCACGUAAACAUCGUACUGGAGGUUGGAAAAAACCAGACCCGGAAGAAUUAAAAAAAUAUCUUAACUGGAGAUUAUUCUGGGAAACAGAAUUAUGGGCUCUUUGCACUACAAUUCUUUUACAGGACGGUCCAUUUCUUUGUCUUCGUCUUGGUUUAAUAAUUCACUAUAAAAUUAUUUCUCAAUCAAAUGUAUUUUUUACAACAAAAAAUUUUCUCGUUGUUCUAUUACAACUUUAUCGUGUUUGUGUUAUUAUUAUUGAACAUCGAAAACGACAUCUUUUAGCACGUGCAAGUGAUGCUGCUCUAACAAGUACUCAAUUAGCUGUUGUAUCAAAAAAAUCUCCGACUAAUCGUAAAAAACGUACAGAUACAUUAUCAACAACAACAAACGGUAGUUUAGCAUUACAAUCAAUUUCAAUGACAAAUCUUCGUCCCGUCAGAUUUAAUGAUAUUCAUGCUGAUUUCGAAGGUAAAUCAGAUCCAUUACCAAGACGAAAACAUCUAUCAACAUCAAUUCUAGUUCCACCACGACUCCCACCAGCUCGACCAAUAAUUUCGCAUUCCAAAUCGUUGACCACAGUACAACAACAACAACCAAAUUUUACUUUGAAUAAUAAUAAUAAUAUAUGCACAGAAGUAUAA